GAACAGGUGUUUCGGUUAAAUUAGGUUCUGCCUAGAACGAAACAACUAAAAGGAUAUAUAGUUCCAGCUUUCACCAUAAUUCCUACGUUGAAUCAUGGUUUCAAUUCUUUCUCUUCUAUCUUUCCUGCUGGUUGUGAUUCCCCAAACCUUAGGGGACGAUGAAGCUUGUGGUCCUAAUCAGCCUAAGAUUUUGCAGGGCUCUACAGGUAUCAUUCAAAGUCCAGGGUUUUCUGAUCGUAAAAACUAUCCCGAAACCAUACAAUGCACAUAUGAAAUACAAGCGCCUCCUGGCCAGAGAGUGCGAUUAAACUUCCAUUUCCUUGAUAUCGAGACUAGCUCCAGUUGUAGGUACGAUUACCUUGCUGUUUACAACAAGAUUAAUGAGACUCAAUAUCGAGAAGCAGUCUUUUGUGGUAAUGUCCUCCCGAGAGAUAUUAUGUCGCUGAAGGAAAUCUUUGUCAUUCGCUUUGUCAGCGACCCUCUAAUAACAGCGAGUGGUUUCAAUCUUACUUGGCUUACAACCGACAUGUCUCUAUGUUAUCCAGAAGAAUUUCAGUGUAAGAACCGGAAAUGCGUGUUAGACGAAGUUCUUUGUGACGGAACAGACGAUUGCGGUGACGGAACAGACGAAGAAGGAUGUGAUUUGCCACUUACUCCUGCACCUCCUUGUGGCCAACCCGUUUUUCCUCCGAUAGAGGGAGCUGACAGAAUUAUCGGUGGUCAGGAAGUUCGACAAGGCAGCUGGCCUUGGCAAGCAGAGCUACAACGUGGAUUUUAUUCUCCCAAUGGACAUGUUUGUGGGGCAACAAUAUUAAACGCUAACUGGGUUUUAACCGCUGCACAUUGUUUCCUAGAUGGUCUUGAGAAACAUCGACUCCGUCUGCACCUGGGUAAACAUAAUGCGUACCUCACAGAUCCAACUGAACAAGUCAGGUACAUUGAUACAUAUAUUAUCUACCCCAGGGAAGUGAAUAAGAAGAUUACUGCCAUGUCAGAUUUUGAUAUAAUGCAUGACUUUGCUCUUAUCAAAUUAAACGCACCUUUGAAAUUUACGGACUAUGUUCGCCCAGCUUGUCUUCCACAAAAAGAUUAUGAAUUAACUGUGGGGAGUUUCUGCUAUGUUACUGGAUGGGGCGUAACUCGAGGAACAGGAGGAAAUGAUGUUUUAAAACAAGCUGAAUCUGAAAUCCUUGAUGAAGCGGACUGCAGUACCGAAUUCGUUGAUUUCAACAGCACAACUAUGAUUUGCACUGGAACACAAGCUGGCGGUCAUGGAGUAUGUCAUGGAGACAGCGGAGGUCCAUUAUCGUGCAAGUUCGGCGAUCACUGGGAAGUGCUUGGAGUCGCGAGCUACGUUACCAGAAACAACAUGAUUUCUGGUCUCUGUGGUGUGAAGAAUGGGCCGUCGGGGUACGCUCGAAUAUCAACACACAUAGACUGGAUUAAUGAUAUCAUGGAAUCUUUUUCGUAAUGUUAAAGGCACUGUGAAAAAAUUAAAUUAACUUAAAAAAA
This is a messenger RNA of Limulus polyphemus (Atlantic horseshoe crab), 1512 nucleotides long. RefSeq names its product chymotrypsin-like elastase family member 2A. Gene Ontology annotation, biological process: proteolysis; acrosome reaction. The record is from RefSeq and is a predicted model, not a curated record. Bases 95 to 1471 code for a protein of 458 amino acids. Gene Ontology annotation, molecular function: serine-type endopeptidase activity; protein binding. The transcript has 9 exons. NCBI's taxonomy places the organism in Eukaryota, Metazoa, Arthropoda, Merostomata, Xiphosura, Limulidae.